Talaromyces stipitatus ATCC 10500 is the source of this 2739-nucleotide messenger RNA. Its product is annotated as sulfate transporter, putative. Gene Ontology annotation, biological process: transmembrane transport. The record is from RefSeq and is a predicted model, not a curated record. The transcript has 3 exons. Bases 1 to 2349 code for a protein of 782 amino acids. Lineage: Eukaryota; Fungi; Ascomycota; Eurotiomycetes; Eurotiales; Trichocomaceae. Gene Ontology annotation, molecular function: sulfate transmembrane transporter activity. Gene Ontology annotation, cellular component: membrane.
AUGUCAAAAGGUCAACCGUCACAACCAGAGGACUCGUCGUCCCUCCGAGAUCGCAUCGUCAAUAUCCUCGGCCAUGACUCGCCGUCAACAGGACCUUCGCCAGGUCCCAACCAUUGGCCUGAAAGCACGUGUAACCACGCUCGCGGUUCUUCCGGAAAUCAUAAAAAUAAUGGACCGAAUGAACGAAGUGGACUGCUAGAGGACUACGAUCGAAGACACUCUGUGUGUGGUCUGCGAGAAUGCAAUCAUGGAACCUUCUCCCCGAAUCCUGAGGAGGACGAGCCAAGCUCUCUUGCGGGAAGCUACUUCUGGGGAACAAGGACUCCUAGAUUCAUGACAUCUGGAUUACAGACACCCGUUACCGAUGGCACGUCUGUUACGAACAGGCUACUUGCGGAAAUGAGCUUGAAGAAUCGCAGGAAAAUGUAUGCUCUUACCACAGUCCCGGGUGCACGCCGUUUAAGUUUUAUAACUGAUGACCCUUCUAGGUACCUGUCCUAUUAUGUGCCUUUUGUCAACUGGGUUGCCCAAUACCGGUGGGAUUUCCUCCGGGGGGAUCUAGUCGCCGCCUUAACCAUAUCGUCGGUUUAUAUUCCCAUGGCUCUAUCUCUGUCAGCGAAUCUUGCUCAUGCGCCUCCAAUCAACGGUUUAUACUCGUUUAUCGUACAGCCACUACUUUACGCAAUCCUCGGAAGUAGUCCCCAGCUGAUCGUCGGACCUGAAGCGGCUGGCUCACUUCUCGUGGGAACUGUCGUUAAAGCAACUGUUGAAUCCGGACAUUCUAGCGAAUCAGACGCUCUGCUGCACGCGCAAAUCGUGGGUUUAGUGACUUGCCUAUCAGGCGCUUUUAUCUUGAUUGCGGGAUUGGCUCGUCUUGGAUUUUUGGAUAAUGUACUCAGCCGACCUUUCUUGCGAGGCUUUAUCACAGCCAUUGGAUUCGUCAUUAUGGUCGACCAGCUUAUUCCAGAAAUGGGAUUAAUGGAAAUGGCACGCAGUGUCAACCAUGCAAGUACUGCAGAAAAGCUGACGUUCAUCAUUGAGAAUGGGAAAUACGCACAUAAGCUCACAACAAUUGUGGCAUUUUCGAGUUUUGCUAUCAUUAUGGUAUUCAGGAUACUGAAGAACAAACUUGCACGUCGUCUUCCACAGGUUGUGUACUUCCCGGAUCGGCUGAUUGUGGUCAUCCUCUCAGCUGUGCUCACUUGGUACCUCGAAUGGGACAAGAAAGGCCUCGAAGUUCUCGGAAAUGUAAGACCCGAUGGAGCUAGCGGAUCCGGGCUCUUUCAGUUUCAUUGGCCUUUCCUUCCCAGUCGUAUGGUCCACAUUCGAUCUUCAUUGAGCACUUCGUUCGUAAUCGCCCUACUUGGUUUCUUUGAAUCCUCGGUUGCUGCGAAGGGCCUGGGAGACGGUGCUAAUGACGGUAUCAAGGGUGCUCCAGUAUCGGCAAACCGCGAGAUGGUGGCAUUAGGUAUGGCUAAUGUGACAGGCGGUCUGUUCACAGCUCUUCCAGCCUUUGGUGGAUACGGUAGGAGUAAAUUCAACUCUUCCGCUGGAGGGCGGACUCAAAUGAGUGGCAUCUUUUUAAGUCUCAUCACGUUGGUUGUUGUGGUCUUCUUUUUGGAUUACUUGUACUAUUUGCCGAAAGCGGUGCUAUGUGCAAUGAUAUCAGUAGUAGCCUACUCUCUGAUCGAGGAAUGUCCGCAUGAUCUGCGAUUCUUUAUUCAAGUUCGGGGCUGGUCAGAACUUAUCUUGAUGAUUUUGAUCUUCCUAUCAACGAUCUUUUAUUCUCUUACGAUGGGUAUCGCUCUUGGUUGCGGUCUAUCUCUUCUACGUGUCAUUCGACAUGCUACCAAGCCACGAAUCCAGAUUCUGGGCAAAGUUUCUGGAACGCCGAACCAAUUCGAGAAUGCCGAGCUGUACCCGGAAAAAGUCGAGUUCAUUGAAGGCUGUCUGAUUGUCAAGAUCCCAGAACCUCUCACAUUCGCAAACACCGGGGAUCUCAAAAGCCGUCUUCGCCGACUAGAAUUAUACGGCACCAGUCGUGCGCAUCCGGCUCUACCUCGGGUCAGACCAGCAGGCAGCGAUAAGAACGUCAUCUUCGACGUUCACGGUGUGACCAGCAUCGAUGCUUCGGGGACACAAGUCUUACUGGAAAUUGUGGAAAACUACGUGAACCGUGGAGUACGUGUAUUCUUUUGCCGCCUUCCCUCACUCCAUGGCUCCGUCUUCCAGCUCUUUGAGCGUAGUGGAAUCGUGGAGAAGUGUGGUGGACUUACACAUUUUGUCCCCAAUGUGGACGAAGCUUUACGAUUGACAGAAAUUGAGGAUUUGCAAGAAGCGUUUGCAUAGAAGCUGACAUUUUCCCCCUGUUUUUAACGAUUCAUGCUUUGUAUGACCGCAAUUUCAUCUAGAUGUGUCACUACUUUCUUCAUAGCGCCUUUUUGCAUUUUUGGACGCAGGAAUUGUUUUUGAUUUAGGAUAUUGCUACAUUAGCUAAUGUACAUUAAUGAGCAGUGGAUAAUGAAGUUCGGCUGAUUAGGACUGCCGUAGUUGGAGUCCUUCAUGCGAGGACGAUAAAGCUAUGCCAUGGAAUCCGAUGGAUGGAUAUCAGCGAACUGUAAUAGUAUACCAUCCAUCUUCAUAUGGCGUUUCGCGUCUUAUAGGCCUGCCAAACAUUUCUGUUACCUGUGGCAGCGAAAAGGAGUUGGGUUUGAGGUUCUCCAGGCUGAGUUAGAUUGU